Messenger RNA from Paralichthys olivaceus (Japanese flounder), 513 nucleotides. NCBI's taxonomy places the organism in Eukaryota, Metazoa, Chordata, Actinopteri, Pleuronectiformes, Paralichthyidae. The record is from RefSeq and is a predicted model, not a curated record.
GCAUCAUCAAGCUGCGGAGGAGUCCGCCUCCCAGGCUGCGAGGACCUCAGUACGUCCUCAACAUCACCGCCACGGACGACAACGCGUCCGGCGGCCCGUACCCACUCAGCAGCUCCACCCAGGUCAUCGUGGGAAUCAACGACAUCAACAACAACAAGCCGGUCUUCCAGGAGUGUCAGAACUACAGCCUGAACGCCGCCGUCCUGGAGAACCAACCGCCCGGGACGUUUGUGCUGCACGUCCAGGCCCACGACGCCGACAUGGGGGUCAACGGAGAGGUCAAAUACGGCAUCAUGCACAGAGACGGAGUGUCGUCAGGUUUUGACAUUGAUCCCGACACAGGUGUUAUCACCACGGCGAUGAGUUUCGACAGAGAGCGUCAGAGGGAGUUCACGCUGUCGGUGACGGCCACAGAUCAGGCCGAGGAGCCGCUGAUCGGGAUCUGUCCGAUCACCGUGCUCGUCUCCGACCAGAACGACAACGACCCCAAAUUCGAAAACAGCCGUUACCAGU